GUACAAGCAAAAGUAAACUUCCGGUUGGAAAAAAAUAAGCAAGCGGGAACAAAGAUUUGAUAUUUUAGUUAUAAAACCUGCAAAUAAAAUGGUUGAGACACCAAGUGAGUUUAAAUUGAAAAAUCCACCAUCAGAUGGUAUUUCAGCUAUAAAGUUUGGACCAACAUCUAGCCAGUUUUUGUUGGUUUCAUCAUGGGAUACUACUGUACGACUAUAUGAUAUUAUAAGUAAUAAUCAACGUAUGAUUUACAGUCACACUGAUCCUGUUCUAGAUUGUUGCUUUCAGGAUUCUGUUCAUUCAUUUAGUGGUGGAAUUGAUAAAACUUUAAAGAUGUAUGAUUUUAACACACAAACAGAAACAGUAGUUGGAACUCAUGAUCGUGCUGUUAAAUGUGUAGAGUUUGGAGCUGAUGUUAAUGUUAUUGUUACUGGUAGUUGGGAUUCUACUGUUAAACUCUGGGAUCCUAGAUCACCAUGUUGUGCUGGUUCUUUUACACAACCUGAUAAAGUCUAUACACUAUCUAUUGCUGGUGAUAAGUUAAUAGUGGGUACAGCUGGUAGAAGAGUUUUGGUAUGGGACCUUCGUAAUAUGGGAUAUGUACAACAACGUAAAGAAUCCAGCCUUAAAUAUCAAACAAGAUGUAUUAGAUGUUUUCCUAAUAAACAAGGCUAUGUCCUUAGCUCUGUGGAAGGUCGUGUAGCAGUAGAGUAUUUUGAUCAGUCACCAGAAGUACAGAAGAAGAAAUAUGCCUUUAAAUGUCACCGAGUGAAAGAAAAUGGUGUAGAAAGCAUAUACCCUGUUAAUGCCAUAGCCUUUCACAGUCAAUACAACACAUUUGCAACAGGUGGUUCAGAUGGUUAUGUUAACAUUUGGGAUGGGUUCAACAAGAAACGACUCUGUCAAUUUCACAAGUACCCAACUAGUAUAGCCUCUCUUGCCUUCUCUAAUGAUGGUUCAGUGUUAGCUAUAGCCAGUUCCUAUAUGUUUGAGAAGGGACAACUUGAUGAAACACCAGAAGAUGAAAUAUUUAUUAGAAAUGUUAGUGACCAGGAAACCAAACCAAAAUCUUGACUAGAUAUGGCUUGAAUCAGUGUAUUGCAAAAGGGUUGUUAAGAGGUUUCUAAAACAUACAAGGCAUUUGGCCUCUAAUUACACCAAUCAGAUUUCCUAUACUAAGUCUGAAAUAACCUGGGAAUAAAAUAAUAUAGAUACAAUAUCUGUUUAUUGCUAUAUGAUUUAGAAAUCCUCUAAACAAUUCAUUAUUAAUGUUAAUUUUUAUGUCAAUGGAGAAAUUACUUAUGUAAAAAGUGUAUUGGUAAAAAUGAAUGAUGUAUUAUAGCAAAACGAUUGAUCUUCAUGUGACAAACAAAUCUGCAAUGAAAUUUUAUCAAAAGUGUUCCACUUUACAGCUUAGGUUUUCAACCUGGGGAAAUCAAAUAAUUUUGAAAUUUUUGGGGGUGUAAUGAGAUGCUUUGUAGACUAGCAUAAAUUUUGGACAAUCAUAAUUUAGGUCGCCCUAUUUACUCAGGCUGUAAUCUUGGACAUGGAAAACUAAGAGAAAAUCACAAAAUAGUAAGGAUUAAUAGGUUGACAGGAUCUAUAAAUCAAGAAUCAUGAAAGGGGUAAUAUAAUGAAAAAGGUUGAAAACCCCUGUUUUAUCGCAUGAUGUAAAUUAUGAAUAGGAUUGAUUUCUAAGAGUUGGGUACAAGACCUGUUUCAUGCUGCCAAUUACAUAUUGUGUUCAAAUAACUGUAAAUUUAUACAAAUUAUAUAAUUAACAUGCAACUAAGCAAGUAAUCAGAUACCAUCUUUUUCAGUUACAAAACUAUUUUUUCAUUGUUUAUAUUUCUGUAUAUUCAAAUCAUAUAUACAUCAUAUAUACAGUAUAAUUUCAUCUUGUCAAAAAUCAUGUUUCUUUUCAUUCAUCAUUAUUAAAAUAUUGAAGAU
Molecule: messenger RNA, 1948 nt
Organism: Lottia gigantea (owl limpet)
Lineage: Eukaryota; Metazoa; Mollusca; Gastropoda; Lottiidae
Exons: 7
Coding region: 89-1072 (327 amino acids)
Biological process (GO): mitotic spindle assembly checkpoint signaling
Cellular component (GO): mitotic checkpoint complex; kinetochore; bub1-bub3 complex
Molecular function (GO): ubiquitin binding
Source: RefSeq, a predicted model, not a curated record